Molecule: messenger RNA, 1055 nt
Organism: Prunus persica (peach)
Lineage: Eukaryota; Viridiplantae; Streptophyta; Magnoliopsida; Rosales; Rosaceae
Product: pentatricopeptide repeat-containing protein At1g62350
Exons: 3
Coding region: 170-958 (262 amino acids)
Biological process (GO): Group II intron splicing; chloroplast organization
Molecular function (GO): RNA binding; protein binding
Source: RefSeq, a predicted model, not a curated record
ACGACAUGUCGUUCAAAUUGUUGUGUUGCCAAAUGGGCAGCCAAACCGCAACGACAUAUCACUACUUCUCUCUGUACAUCAUCCUCUUCCCAGAACAGACUGGUUUGGGCCUUUCGACCAAAAAAAAAAAACAAAGUGACUGGUUUGGCCAGCGAGAGAGCAACAGAAAAUGAGACCCUCUUCGGCAACUCAAGCUCUCACUCUCUUCAGCUCUCUGCCCAGAAACUUAAUCUUCAACGCAGAGCCUCAGCCCUCAUCUCUUCAGCUCUCGAGACCCAAAAGAUGGAAACUGAUAGUGACGAUGAGAGACAGAAGCAAUAACCCGAGACCAUUGCAGAAAGGGAGACACCUCAGCAUCGAAGCCAUACAGACCGUACAGGCCUUGAAGAGAGCCAAGAAGAACCAGAGCUUUCUUGACCAAGCGUUCGGUUCUAAGUUCAGGCGCUUGCUGAAGCUCGACAUGAUGGCUGUCCUUCGUGACCUCCUCCGCCAAAAUGAGUGCUUCUUGGCCCUCAAGUUUACGCAGACUCCUAAUAAAUAUUUGCCGCUAAAUUACAUGGUCUUUGAAGAUAUUCGAAAAGAACACUGGUAUAGGCCGCAGGUUUCACUUUAUGCUGAUAUGAUUAAAGUAAUGGCUAGCAAUGAAUUGUUUGAACAAGUUGAACUUCUUUGCUUGUGCUUGAAAAAAGAAAGAAAUUUACACCCUGAACUUGAGGCUUUUAAUGCUCUAUUGACAACAUUGAUAAGUUUUAAAAUCCCUAAACUUGCAAUGGAGUGCUUUUACUUGAUGAAAGAGGUGGGAUGUGAACCAGAUAGGUCAUCCUUUAGAAUACUCAUUAAUGGUCUAGAAUCCAUGGGAGAGACAGGUCUUUCAGGUAUUUUGAGGCAGGAUGCUCAAAAGUAUUAUGGUGAAUCUCUGGAGUUUUUAGAGGAGAAUGAAGAAAUGGCAGUCAAGUGAGCCAUCGAUGACUUGCUGGAUUUAGAUCAUAUGAUAUUGUCUGUAAGGAAGUAUGUAUGAAACUCUAACCAUAAUGGAUAAAAUACUAUUGACUGCA